Messenger RNA from Juglans regia (Persian walnut), 1389 nucleotides. Its product is annotated as CMP-sialic acid transporter 4-like. NCBI's taxonomy places the organism in Eukaryota, Viridiplantae, Streptophyta, Magnoliopsida, Fagales, Juglandaceae. Gene Ontology annotation, biological process: pyrimidine nucleotide-sugar transmembrane transport. The coding region runs from base 161 to 1222 and encodes 353 amino acids. The transcript has 14 exons. The record is from RefSeq and is a predicted model, not a curated record. Gene Ontology annotation, cellular component: Golgi membrane. Gene Ontology annotation, molecular function: pyrimidine nucleotide-sugar transmembrane transporter activity.
UGGACCAAGAGAAGGCGCCGGUGCACUCGUAUUCAUUUGUUAAUCGUCUCAGACUCUCAAGUGCACAAUUCCUACGCGCGCGUACACUCUCUCCGGUGGUCACAGAUCUGCGGAGGAAAGCGAAAUACAGAACUGAAACUGAGACCCAAAAAGAAUUACUAUGGAGUACAGAAAACCCAAACAUCAGGAAGAAGAUGAGGAAGCUGCUGUUGGAGGAGACGCCGUAGAGAGCUUACGCGGGAAAGCUCAUUCAUUGAAUACUGUGGCCACGUUGGGAGGGGGGACGGCCGUUGACCCGUCCAAGUGGAAGCGCAAGUCCAUUGUUACACUUGCAUUGACUGUUCUUACGAGUUCGCAAGCGAUACUUAUUGUAUGGUCUAAGCGGGCUGGCAAGUAUGAAUAUAGUGUUACCACUGCAAAUUUUAUGGUGGAGACUUUAAAAUGCGCAUUAUCGGUUGCAGCAUUGUCCAGAAUCUGGAGAAAUGAAGGUGUUACUGAAGAUAAUAGGUUGAGCACAACAUUGGAUGAAGUUAUUGUGUACCCCAUUCCUGCAGCACUUUAUCUAGUCAAAAACUUGCUUCAGUAUUACAUCUUUGCAUAUGUUGAUGCCCCGGGUUAUCAGAUACUGAAGAACCUGAAUAUUAUCAGUACCGGUGUUCUGUACAGAAUUAUACUUAAGAAGAAGUUAAGCGAGAUUCAAUGGGCGGCUUUCAUUCUACUAUGUGCUGGGUGCACCACAGCUCAGCUAAACUCAAACUCUGAUCAUGUCCUUCAAACUCCUUUUCAAGGAUGGAUGAUGGCCAUUGUCAUGGCACUCUUGAGUGGUUUUGCAGGAGUAUAUACCGAAGCUAUAAUUAAAAAGCGUCCUUCCAGAAACAUAAACGUGCAGAACUUUUGGUUGUAUGUAUUUGGGAUGGUCUUCAAUGUAAUUGCUAUCGUAGUCCAAGAUUUUGAUGCGGUGAUGAACAAGGGAUUCUUCCACGGAUACUCUAUUAUUACAGUUCUCAUGAUUCUCAACCAUGCACUUAGUGGCAUUGCUGUAUCUAUGGUAAUGAAGUAUGCUGAUAAUAUUGUGAAGGUCUAUUCUACCUCUGUGGCAAUGCUUCUCACAGCUGUUGUCUCUGUCUUUUUGUUUGGGUUUAACCUUUCCCUUGCCUUCUUCCUUGGCUCAAUUGUCGUAUCUGUUUCAGUUUAUUUACAUUCUGCUGGGAAGCUGCGAUAGCCUCUAUACCAUCAUCUCUACGCAAAUUUUCUGUCAUUGUAAAGGUUCACAUCGUCUGUUUUUUUUUUUUUUCUCAUUUUUCUUUUUGGACAUAUUAUAAUGAAAUUGACGAUAUGUAUACCUUACUGUUCCAAUCAAUUCAAAAUUAGCAAUAAGUUUCCACUGUU